CGGCCCGGCCCGCAGCCCGCUGAGGGGCCGUGCUCGUCCUCCAGGCGCUCCUCCCGGCCCCCUCCGCCGGCGGGGAUCAUGCCGCCCAAGUUCAAGCGGCACCUGAACGACGACGAGGUGACGGGCUCGGUGAAGAGCGAGCGGAGGAACCUUUUAGAGGAGGAUUCAGAUGAAGAGGAAGACUUUUUCUUGAGAGGGCCUUCCGGACCAAGAUUUGGACCCAGAAAUGACAAGAUCAGGCAUGUCCAGAACCAGGUGGAUGAAGUCAUCGAUGUUAUGCAGGAGAACAUCACAAAGGUGAUUGAAAGAGGCGAGCGGCUGGAUGACCUGCAGGAUAAAUCAGAGAGUUUAUCAGACAAUGCAACAGCAUUUAGCAACAGAGCCAAACAGCUUCGAAGGCAGAUGUGGUGGCGAGGCUGCAAGAUGAAAGCAAUCAUAGCGCUGGUGGCCAUCGUCCUCCUGCUCGUGAUCAUCAUACCCAUAGUCCUGAAGUACCAUACCUGAUGGUGGGUCAGCUGGAGGCUUCGGUGGAGCUGGCUGUGGGAUAAACAAACUGCUGUGUAACUUAAGUGAGAUAUCUGUAUAUAGCUUUAAAGUUGUUUUUCUCCAAGGAGCGAGGCAGCGGCGGCAAGUAGCCAGUUCUAACAGAGCAUUUUGAGAACUGCCAACUGACCCUUUCUUAUUUUAUUUUUUUUUCUUUGGUCAAGUACCUGCUCCUGCUGCCAGACUUUUACAACAGAAGAUUCAUUUCCCAAACUGCCUGCUUUGUGGAAUGCUGAGUCUCUGAUUUGGAGCCAUCUACUUGCCACUGCGGUUUAUCUGUAUAUAUGGUUGAGUUGUAAAAAUACUUCAAAUUUGAGCAGUUCCUUGCUUCCUGCUGUGGAAGGCAGAGGGGACUCUGUCUUUUCAUCGGGGUGAAGGAGGAGAAGAAUAUCUAGGGAAACACACCAUUAUGUUCCAGGAGACCGACCCUUCUGUGGAGAACUGUAAGGGUAUUGUUUUUCUCAUGUUACAAAAGAAAAAAAAUAAUAGUUAAGUUUUACAAUCCAUGGGAAUGCACAAGCUCAGUGUUUUCGGUUAUUGCUGCUUACAGAUGUGACUAAAGACAUUCCAGUAAACCUAUUUUUGACUGUACAUGUGAAGUUACUGCACUUGCCUUCUCUCAACUGCUGGGAAUCCCCAGGAAUGGAGCUGUGUUGGUGUUUUCAUAACCAGAAGGAAGAAGCACGUAAAGCUCAGCUCUCUGUUAUCCCAGUGAUACAAGACACAGCAGGAAGAUGGCAACUGUCCCUAUAUCGGCCCAGAAUAAACCAAGCCCACUUUAUACUGAGAGCCCUUCACCUUGGUGCUGUCAGUGGUGGUGGUUGUGAAUGCCA
Molecule: messenger RNA, 1376 nt
Organism: Lagopus leucura (white-tailed ptarmigan)
Lineage: Eukaryota; Metazoa; Chordata; Aves; Galliformes; Phasianidae
Gene: VAMP4
Product: vesicle associated membrane protein 4
Exons: 7
Coding region: 79-504 (141 amino acids)
Biological process (GO): Golgi ribbon formation; vesicle-mediated transport
Cellular component (GO): membrane
Source: RefSeq, a predicted model, not a curated record